Caenorhabditis remanei is the source of this 534-nucleotide messenger RNA. RefSeq lists its product as uncharacterized. The record is from RefSeq and is a predicted model, not a curated record. NCBI's taxonomy places the organism in Eukaryota, Metazoa, Nematoda, Chromadorea, Rhabditida, Rhabditidae. The transcript has 4 exons. Bases 1 to 534 code for a protein of 177 amino acids.
AUGCAACCUCUCCACCCCACCGCCACAUGGCUAACCACUAACGCCUCCGGUAUCCUGGAUUGGGCGACUGCAGGACAUCGAACGGAUCGGAAUAACUAUUGUGUGGUGGGAAACCGCGACGAAAAAAUCAUUCAUGUCGCCUACCAUAUAGAUUUGGGACAGCAAUCCCAGAAAUUGGAGCAAGUGGAGCAUUUAUCGGUGGCUGGGAAUAAUCCACAAAACAGAUGUGUUAAUCAGAACUCUAGAAUUGUGUACUGCUAUCCAUCGUGUGCAAAUACCACGUUGCAAGGAUUGGUGAUCGACUCUGCUAUAAAAUCCAACGAAGCGACAACUGUUGCAUUGGAUAUUCAGAAAUCUACACACUUGGAUUGGGCGAUUACUGUGAUGCAGGUAGACUACAACGACCCGCACACCCGUAUCAACGCAAGUGUCUUCGUCGGUCCAAACUCGUGGUGCAGUGUCUAUAUUGGAGUUAAGCCGAAGCUGGGAUUUGACUGGUUGUAUGAGAUUCAGUUGGCAAAGAUUUUACCAUAA